GAAGAGGUGUUCUCCAGUAAAAUCUAUCUUGUUACGAAUCCAUACGUAUGCCAGUUAUACGUGUUGGUCUGAUACCGUUAAUUGGAUUCAAGACAAGCAUUCGGACGAAACCGAGGACGAAACUCAAUUUCAAGAAAUUUUGUGUACUAGUUCAAUAAGAAACCCGUAGCUGCAUGUACUUAUGUAUGUAUUAUAUACAUGCCUAAAUACCAUGAAGCAAGCGAAAGGCCAAAUUAACGAGCACAUUCAGAAGAAACUUUUCCACCCACUUAUGAUUGCUCCGGUCUUGAGGGGGACUUCGAUGAAGUAGUGAAUGGAAUCGAUGUAUGAAAUUUAAAACCAUUAAAAUAUAGCUCGAAAAAAAGCAUCCCACAAUCUUCAGAUCAUAGUAUUUUUUUCAAGAAAGAUAUAAAUUUAAGACUUCUGCGGUGAAAAUAAAUGUGCAAAAAGAUUCUCGUAGACAUAUUUCUAAAUACAUAUUGAUACAAAAGGUUCUGCCGCAUAUUUGACUGAGCCUCUUUCUAGAGCUGCACGUUUUGUAAAAUUCUAUUAAAAUUUAUACCAAUAUUUUUGAACAGAUCAAACGAGUAAAUAUGCCUGCAGAAUACAAAUAUGUAUAGCCUUGCGGUCUAUGUCUGUAUCUAAUACUAGAUACAAGGUGACAGACCGUCGGUCUUCGCGUUUUACGUGGGAGGGGUAUAAAAUUUAUACGCGACGCGCGUAAAUUUCAAGGCCAGAGAUUUGGAACCAUUCCGAAAAUUGCGAAAGCACUGUAGACCGUUUUACACUGGAAUCCGUAGGCCGACGGUGAUAGAGGUGAUACGAAGAUUGAGGCUCGGAUAGGAAAAAGCAAUUUAAUACGAUGUCGCGAUGCACGGGAUAGGAGCAGGUAGGUGUACGUGCAUAGGUAUAUCCACAUGAUUUGUGAAAGCGUAAAUAGAAAUCGAUGCUAUUCUCAUUUUUCUGCAUUUUUAUGCCAUCCAGCAAUCGCAAUAUAUUAUGUGUACUAGCUGUCGAGAUUAAAUGCACGACUUCCGCGUUAGAACAGUUUCUUUUGCUAAAAAAUUGAUGCGUUGUGAUAAGAAGUCUUCGUUCGUUUGAGCAGUUGGAAACGACGGGGAGGAAGAAAUACAUUUUUGGCCAACGGUAUACGUGGUGUGAGUCCGAAAAUUUUUCAUUAUACUCUUGCAAUUCAGCAGAAACCAUUAGCCCACGCGGAGAGGGUCUAAAAGAUUGUUGAUAAAAUUAAGGGUGGUGCUUAUACAAGAGUCACGCGCAUAAAAUCAAUGUUAGCAUUAAUUAUGAGGCGUGCCAACGUUCGAAUUACCGCAAUUAGAGAUCCGCAAUUUGGCAAGGUGAAAGCUUUCUAAUAAAUUUUUACGUUCAAGUUCGGCCCACCUUUCGAUUCGCUUUUGGCAUCCCUUAAACUAGUGGCGAGUAGUAGCAGCUAUCCUGACGCACGGAUAAAUCGAUUAUCUUCAUCGGCAUAAUUUUGCAACGAUCGCAAAUAAUUUAAUCGACGGUCAAAAAUCUCCCAAGACGAUCAGAUAUAGUGUACGAAAGUUCGAAUCCUAAUCGUACAGCAAACGAGGGAUUUUUCUUCUUCAAAGUCCCCGUAAUGUUGACCCUGCUGAUGAAGCGGGUCGUUACAGAACCAAAGAGGAAUACGGUAAGAGUACAGAAAAAGAGAAAGAGGAGGAAUUUCCUUGGAGAACAAUUUUUUUUACCUAGAAUAAAAUCUGAUACAGGGUAUAUGAUUAAUAUACGUAUUGAUCAAUAUCAUUCGCGCACACGGAGCUGCUAUUAGUUAAUUUUGUCGUUGUACACUAUUGUUCCAGCAUGUUCUAGGUUUUUGCAAUAUAAUCUCUAUAUGUGUUAACGUGCACUCCACAUUCUAAGAUUUUAGAAUGUAAACUUUAGACGAGUGACUGGUGACAGACGAAGUAGGAUACAGGGGAGGUUUUUGGAGUACGAGACGCGCCUGCUCCCAUCGGAUAGAUCCGGUGGCUGGCUUUGUGUUUCGGGGGUAUCUUGGCUGUUUGGACCGAAGGCGCGUCGAUAUGCGACCGUGUGUUCCUGAAACCGUCAUCAAUAGCCACGGACAUUGGAAAAAAUACCGGCAUAUUCAAUAACAGCGGGACCGCGCAAUCCCCUUAGAUAUAUACCAGCAAAAAAGCGCCCCUGCGUGAAUCUAAAUUUUUCAUGUAACCAAAUCUGUUGACGGGCAAAUAUUUUAUUGCAUUCCAAAUUCGCGACAUGAUUUGGAUUCGAAGUGCAGUACUAGUUACUUCAGAAACUGAUAAAUCGGUUAAAUACUCAUAUUGAUGUAAACAGAAAAUCGAGGCGUAACUAAUUUCUACUGACAUAGGUGGAUUUUAUUGAGAUUCUCGUUUUCUUUUCCAAUCCACCUCGAUCGACGAAUGAUCGUGAGUCAAUAGAAGAUGGAACAUCAUUUUUCGAAGGUCGAAAAACUGAACCAUGCGCGGGGGAUCCGACGAUGGCCUUGCCACUCUGGACCUCGGGAGGCUGAAUGAUUGAAACGAGUGAAGGCUGCUGGAACGUAGCCCGGGAUUUGGAUAGGUAGGAACUAGGAACACAGGGCUCGGGUGCUCGACGCUCAGGCGCUCGGUAGGGCGUCGAGGUGAUCGGGCGUCCGCGCGAGUUUCCCCGCGAGUGGGUGAUAGUGGGGUAAAGCGUCGCGACGCGCAACCCGGGCAUCAGCCAGUAUCGUGCCCGACGCGUACCUUACUACUUGUUACCGGGCCCGGUACUCAAACUUUGCACAUGGCCGAGCGACUGGCUGACGAUGUCACUUGCAGUGUCGAGUGAUAAGUGAUAAGUGACAACGGUCAAACCGAGGUCCUCGAACACCGCGGAUUCCGGGUGCCCGGCAAGGGCGUUUGAAUAUUACGUCUGCAUUCGAUAUUCCAUUUGAAUUUUAUUAAUUUUUUUUUCAAGGGGUGCCGCGACUCGCCGCUCAUGUGUUUCGGACACCGGUGAUUUCGUAAUGUCCAGGGGCAGACUGCACAUUCGCCGAUAAUAUUGCGGUGAUUUUACAGAGGGAGAAUGUAAGUGGGGGAUGAAAAAUCCACAGCACUUGAUAAGCAUUCCUACAGAACCUUGAACUGGUCGGAUUUCGACGUUUACACAGCUCAGAUCCAGCCGCGGAUGAUAAAAUUGGUGGGAUUUUCGAAACGCCGUAUAACGCGACGUGAGAAUCGUCGAGACAUUUUACAGGGGUUGUUGGGAUAACUUGUUUUUCUUUUCUUUGGUUUUAACCACCGUGUUGCGAGUAUUUGAAGCUUCAGGGAAAAAUUGUGCCGCAAAUUGUGAAGUGUACCGGGAAAUUAGUCGUUGACGAGUGAGAAUUGAGGUAAUAUUAACACGCGAGGAGUACUCUUAGUUCGUCGCUCUUUCUAAAUUAAAGAAGAAGGGUAGAAAAAAGUGAUAACUCCGUAACAUAGUGCCAUUUCGAAGCAUAUCGUGAUUUUAAAUCCUACUACGUUUAGAGUUGUAGGAAAAUAAAGACAAAAAUAAGACACGCCCAUGAUAAGGGUUGUUUGUUGAUAAAAUUCUAUUUUUGUUUGGUUUAUUCUUACGAAGCCACGAUCAAACGAGUGACUCAAAGAGCAUAGGUCAUCAUUUGAUCAACAAAGUUUUCAAUAUUCAUCAAACAGAAAAAAAAAUCAUCUAACGAGCUGUUAACAUAACACAUGAUCAAAGGAGGCUGAAUUCUUCUAAUCACCAACAGCGAUCGACCCCACGAGUUCAACCCUGAACUCUUCAGCAUAGUAAUUGAUUGCAGAAGAUUGUCAAUGAGCAAUUCACGUGUACGUAAUGGGCGAAUAUAAAUAUCAUGACAACCACUGAGUUGUAUCGAAGGUGUAACGAUAAAUAAGUGAAAAUAUAGAGCGACGAAGCAAUAAACCGAAGGAGGUGCAAUUCUGCGCCGGGCGAUUGGGCAGCUAGGUGACAGUUCAACGGUGCGGAAGCGAAAACAAAUGAACAUCGCGUGUUUGCAGAGAUACGUUCUAUCUGGCUUAGCGGGUUCUUUGGCAAAUCUGCUCGAGCCUAUACCCCAGGGCUUCUGUAGUUGCCUCUGAAAUUUACAGCUAUGCAGUCCUAUCGAGGUAGCGAACAAGGGAUGCUUUGAAGAAGAGAACGAUCAUCGGCGGACACCACGUACUUCCGUAUUCCGGAAUAAGUCUUCCUUAAGCUCCGAUGAAAUAAAUUUGGGAACAUCUGCUUGAGUUACUUGCGAAUCGAAGGCGUUGGACUUGAUGAGGUUGUUCGCAUCGAAUUAUAAUCGAGAAUAGCCGACUUCUGCGGUAAUACAUUUUUUUUUUCGCGUUGACCGUCAAUUAACUAUGGCUUUAGAAAAUAGUAAUAAAAUUCCGAACCAGCUGCAUAUGGGUUUCUAAUCGAGCAGCAGUAAUCGACGCAAUAAGAACAUCGCUACAUCUGCUUCGUAUAGCCCAAGUGUCUUUACGCAAUUUGGUUAAAAUAGUUGCUCUAAUUACGAACUCACCCCAUCCCUUAACAAUGUUAAGAGCACCGUUGCAAUCUUGAAGAAGUUCGACGGAAGGCUAAGGUCGACAAAGGGAACAUGGCCACGCCGCCAGACUCACCGGGACCGGAAGAGGCGCUCUUCGAGUUCGAGAGCACGCGUGCUAGACAACCAACAACCAGGCCAGUCGCCCUAGAAGAGCUACUUCGUCAAACAAAAUUUACCAGACAAGAGAUACGCGUUAUGUACCGCGGAUUUAAACAGGAGUGUCCCGAAGGAGUGGUCCACGAAGAUUCCUUCAAGGACAUAUACGCAAAGUUCUUCCCGCACGGCAACUCGAGCCUGUACGCCCACUACGUGUUCAAGGCCUUCGACGUUAACUGCAACGGAGCCAUCAGCUUCAGGGAUCUUUUGGUUACGCUGUCCACUCUACUGAGGGGCAGUAUAUACGAGAAGCUGAGGUGGACGUUCAAGUUAUACGACAUCAACGGGGACGGCUGCAUUACCCGGGGCGAACUUGGGGAAGUAGUAACGGCUGUCCACGAACUUAUGGGACGACGCCAUCAAGUUGAUGAAGAAAGGGUUGCCCGCGAGCAACUUGACAGAGUAUUUCGAAAGCUGGAUCUUAAUCAGGACGGUGUCAUCACCAUCGAGGAGUUUAUCGAGAGCUGUCUCAAGGACGAAGUAAUCACACGAUCCUUGGCAAUGUUCGACUGUGAGCUUUGAUCUCCGGCUUCUCCAGUGGCCGCGACCCCUCCUACGCCCGCGACACCCGCAACGCCACCCUCGACAACACCCUCUCAAUCACCGGCCCCGUCGCCCCCGCGGUAUUCCUUGCUGCCCCCGAUUCCCCCCCUGCCGCCCCCACCGCCUCCUGGCUACACAGCCCAGGAUCACGAACUUUACCUGCUUCUUGCAGCGCACUGGUGGGACCAACAGGAUACGCCACUCUUUUGUUAAAAGUUAACCCAUCGCUCAAGCUCGUUGAAUGAUCAAUUGAAAGCGUGAAAAAGAAAACCUGAAGAAGAAACAAAGGGUGAAUAAAAAGUGUAAAUGCGUCCACAACCCCCGUGAUUCGUGGUGUGCAGUGUAGAAAAAUAAAAAGAACAAAAACGAAAGAAAAAUUUUAAUUAAACGUAUUGUACUUGCGCAUCGUUACGUUACACGAGGACGGAGAAAUUAUUUUUUUCCGAAAAUUCGCAACUCGAGGUCAAGUUCCUGGGACGCCGAAGAUCAGGGACGUAACUGCACCGCAGGAGAUAUACUCUAACUUACAUACGCUGUUCGUUAAUUAAAAUAAUUCAAUGACACGUGGAUCUGUGGGUGAAAUUUGUGAUUUUAACGCGGUACCCGCGACCACAUCGAGAAGCGACGAGUCCGCAGUGCUCGGUACUUUGAGUCAUGCUAAUCUAUAAUUAUAUACAUGCAUAAUAGCCGAGCAUUUUAUUCGGCAGGAAACGGAACUCGAUUCAAUUUAAAUCGCGAGCCAAAUUGGUUUCCGCCAUUCUACUGCAUUGCAUUGCCAAAAAAAAGAGGAAAAGAGGAAAAGAAAAAGGAAAGGAAGAAGAAAAGAAGCGCUAAUUAAUCGAGCGGACUCGUGAGUAAAUUGCUAGUUACCCGAAUUCAAAAUUACAAUGAUCGUGAAUUAUCGUUGAACACGUAUAAUCGCAAUUGACCCGAGGAGCGACACUCGAUGUAACCGUGCAAAAAAACGUGAAAAUAUAAUUACCCCGCGGAUAAUAUAAGCGAUUGUAAAUGUAUAUGAAUAUAUAUGUGUAAAUAUAUGAGCGUAUUAUCCUAUGAAACUGACGAAAGAAGAACAAAGAAAAAGAACAAAAACUAAAAACCGAAAAUCGUCUACCGAUGUUAACGUUUAUAAAUAUUCAUUGACAAAUAUAGGUAAUUAAGCGCCUUUUUCAGUAUUCAAAUCGCCGUGACGAGGCCACGCUUGACUUUGCAAGACAGAGAUAUAAAAAAUUAUUUACCUGUUACAUAAUAUAUUUAUCUACUUGUUAAACAUGCUCGACAUAAUAUCAUUUAUAUAUUACAUAUGUAUCGCGCAUAUAUAAUUAUAUAAGUAUAUAUUAUCGCACGUGCGUGAGGCGUUGUGCCACGAUCUAUGAUUGUAAAUUAUAUACCUGUUAUAUUAUUUUCGAGGCAAAAAGCAAAUCCAAAGAAUCAUGAAAAAGGAUAUAUAAAUCACGAAAAAAUGAAAACAAAAAAUGUAUGGAAAUCUCGUACGCAUUACUCGCAAGAAUCUGUGGCAGUCCCCCAGCAUGUCAACGAGCCAUAUAUAUCGAUUCGUUUCCCCUCUUGUAUGUACAUCACUUAUGCAUCGUUGCACUCUACAGAGUGUUACGAGGAAAAGCGAACGAAUCCGAUAAAUGCAUCCUGUAUUCAUAAAACCAAGCAAUAUUUAUAUUUACAUACAGAAAUUAUAUAGUAUAUAUCAUUAUCGUAAUAUGUACAUAUACAUGUAUAAUAUCAUUUUCUCUUUUUAUUUUCUUUCUUUAGACCGUCAGGUGAAAAUUUUCAGUUGUUCCGAGGUAAGAGGCAAAAAGAGAUUUUUCUAUUCAGACAAACUGUAAUAUUGUAUUAUCCGCAUUUCUUAUCGUUUUAAUUACGACGUUCCUGAGAAUCGUUAUAGCUGUACACAUACAUUAAUUCAUACGGUUUUCCGACGAUGACAAUCGUCGUAAGUUUUUUUUUUUUUUUUUUUAAAUUAUUUUUGGUACAAACAAUAACGCGGGCGUGUUGAAAGUAAUGAUAAAGUGAAAAACAUUCGUACGAAUCGUGUGAAUUUAUAUUGUGUGAUGAAUGUACGCGUUGUGCGUGACAACAAAAAAAUCACACACGUAAUCGUUAAGCGAAUAAUCACAUGGAAAAUUGAAAGAAAAGUAAAAUAAUAUGAAACAAAAAAAUUAUUACCUUCGGUAUGAACAAAAUAUAUAAGAUACGCGGCUGUGAAUUCAAGAUCGUCCAGACUCUUCUAAGUGUUCUCGGUAUGAUACGAAAUCCUCUUUCUAUGUACGAACGAUAUAUGAUAUUCGAACUACCGAAAAAUAACAAGUAAAAGAUAAAAUUAAAAGAGUAAAAAUUAACGUAAAAAUAACAAAUAAUAAUUUUGAAAAUUAAAUGAAGAGGUAAAAAUGACAAAAAUUCUUCCAAGCGCAUCGAGCACCAUGUGUAUAGUAUGUAAUACGAGUGCAAGUGCAGUUCAAUUAUAUAAAUGAUGAAAUAGUUGUAUAAUAACGACGAUUCGAAUAAGACAUAACAUAUAAAAGAAGACGAGAGAACGAACAAAAAAUAAAACAGAUUUAAUACAAUUCCAAAGCGUGAAAUGGAUCUUAUUGUUAGAUUGUUAAUCUAUCCAAUUAUUUACUUUUCUUUAAAAAAUUAAUGGACUCACUCGGACAGUUAUUAUUAUACAUAGACAGAAUAUAUAAAGAUUGUAUUAUCCGAAUACAUGAGAAGCUGUACGAUAGAAAAAUUUUCUUAGAUAUAGUUAUUAAAAUUUGUAUAAUUCGUUGGCACAUAAUGUAUAAAUUAGUAGUCGAAAUGGAGAUAAUAUAUGAGUUUGGUGGAUCUAGAACUCCUGGGUUAAUAGACAUGCUGCAGUCGGCUGUGGGCAAUAUUUAAAUUUUAGAACCGAUGAAUAAAAAAUGGUGAUCGUACUAUAAUAAUACAUAUAAUAAAACAAACCACUGCAAGAUGUUGAAUUCAGGUCUCGAUGUUAUCGUCUCGGUGCAGCAGCGGAUAUUAUGUAGGUAUAGGUGUAUGAAAUAUUAGCAACAUUAGCAAAUCCUAGUUUUAAUAUUGGCAUGAAAGGAAUUAUAAGAAAGUCGCGAAUGAACGUUAAAAUCUACUUGUACUUAUACUCAACGUAUACCGCAGGAAAUACUUGAAAUAUCCGACUGUACGUAAAUCUGAAUGGAACAAUGCCAACUAGCGCUGUUUCUAGUAUUGCGUAAUACCGUUAUACCAUUUGUCAAAUAACUGAUACACUUUAACCCCUUCGGUUUUAUACCCUUAGACGGCGUGUAAUAAUUUAGGACUGAAUCAGGCCAUAGACGAGUCGAACGAAUAAUCUGGAACCCAACUGUAACCUCACCUUUCCAUACACGCGCGAAACCAAUCCAAUUUGCUCUUUACACGACUGACCGAGACCCUUGGGCCUGGUGUAGAAUCAUAAAAAUUGGCCAGCCCUUUUUAUCCCUGCGAAAAAAGGAAAAUAAAAUGAAAAGAAGAGAAGAACCGUCGUAUAUAAAGUCGGUAAGCUUUCAGGACUUUCGGACUUUCGGAAAUCUUUUCCAAAGCUAAUUGCCUUUGAUUUUUUUUCGAUCAAAGUUGACUUUUUUCACCUUCACGGCGAUGACAGAUUUCGGCUUUUAAUCAUCACCGAUCGACUAAAGAUUGUUCGAUGAAGCCAAGUGUACGGGGUCGAGUUCAAAGCUGAAUACAUCAUACUCUGUACGAAUUUUGAAUUAUAUACAGUUGACAAUCGAAUAUUGAUCGUAAAGAAAGUAUAAACAAUCCAUAAUACAUUUUUAUAUCCCGAAAUUGUUUAUCUUACGAUCUCAUGAACAUUAAAUUUUCUAUUUUGAGGCAGAGAGAAAGGCAUCAGCGGAAACGAUGGUAUACGCGCUGCCAAAAUUUAUUUCAACAUUCAACGAUGCGAGAUAAAAGAAAAUUAGUAAAGAUGAGAAUCGCCGCUGCUAUACAACGUUGAAAAGAAAGAAACCAAGAGAGAUGGAAGUUCUUUUCCUCUUUUAAAUUUCUGCAUCAAUGCAAUUUGGGUACUUGGAUGAACAAGUAUGGAAAUCAGUUGUCGAAUAUGAUUGCACGCAUCGGCCAACGACUUUAUCGUGGAUCGGACGAUAAAAUGAUAACGAAGGGCGCAAAAGAAAUGGAUAUGAGAACCAAUAUGGCGUUGGUAAUGGGGUUUGCUGCAGUAGGUUGUAGAGUUGAAGUAGGUAAAUAGACGCUACGGGAGCCUCGAAAAUACAAAUGUUCUUUAAUGGCCCUGCAGCGCGGCAUCGAAUGCACCAUUUCAGAGAUGCAUAUGCCGUACAAAACUAAGGAACCUACAGACUCUAUAGAAGGAUGUAAAUGCAACCUAAAAAUAUGUACGUUACAUACGUAUAAUAUGCCUGCAUGGUUUGUAUUUGCCAAGAGCUGCACAUUGUUAGUGCCAGCAAAUAGAGUCGUAACACGCAAUUCCAAAAUUCAAAUCCUGCUGCAGGUCUUGAACAAUGCGCAUAUUACAUUAGGUAUCGUACCUAAGGUAUAAAUAUUUUCAGUAAAAUCGUAACAUAAACACCUCGCUACCAUCUUUAGGAAUAUAUUUUUUGACCCAGUUACGUCCCACUGAAAUGGUUGUCAUAUAUUUGAUCCGCAAUAUUUUAUUUAUAUACAUAUUGCCAUUCAAAGUAGAACAACGUACAUAUAUGUAUAUUUUCCAUACAUGCGAAAUCUUUGCAUAAUGCGCGCGCGGAUAUUAAUUUUUAUAUCUCGUACACGAAUGUAUCGGCCAUCGGCGAUAGGAGCAAUGCCAGGAAAAACCGACGACAUCGCUCCACCUAUAUAAAAGGUCUGUUAAAGAAUAGUUUUCAGCAGGUUUUGUAAAUUGGAUAAGCAAAUUUGAAUGUCGGCACGGUUGAUAUAAAUUGGUGUAAAAAUGUAUCAUAUUAUACGUAUAGCGUACCCUACAUUUGCAGUCCCAGGAAGAAGUUCAUGCACCGAGAAGUUUCCGAAGCACUUUCCGCAAGUUUCUAUUGUUUUAUUCCUUAUUUCUUGUGUCUUCUCCUCUGCAGUUCCGCUUGCAUAAUCCUCGAGGACGUCGCUUUUGUCAAGAGAAACUAGACAUGGUAGAAAAUAACUGCAACUAGGGGUUGAAAUUCCAGGGUUAGGACACCGUCUACGUCGUUGCUAGGUAACGAUCGCGGGUAGAGCGACUUCCGUAACAACGCGUUUGAAGUCGAAGCCAACGAAGAGAAAAACAAAAGGAAUAAAAUGGAAAAAAAUACGAGAAGUAAAAAAUAUGAAAAAAAAGAUGAGGUAAGAAAAACGAUAAGAAAAAAUUUAUCGUGGAUUCGACGCCGACGAGAUCGCGACGAGCGAAGAAAAUUAAACUUGCAUGUGGGACACCGUUUCUGCAAGGAUAAAAUGAGAAAAUGAAAAAAUGGAUAAUUGGAUUUGAGCAUCAACGCCAUAUUGGUUUUCUUCUCCAGAUCAUUUUGCAGAGGUUGAAAUAUUACGUUGUUUCUGUUCUCAAUUUUGAACCAAACGCAUCUGCAUUUAUCAUAGGACUAUAUUGGUCAAUGGAUCCACAUUAAUUAAUUAUAUGAAGAUCAUCACGCACCAAUAAAAGAUAAAAUUUUUCAUUAACGGUAAAAUGAAAUUUGAGCAUCAACCAAAGUUUCUGAAAUUUCGAUGAACAAAAAGAUUAAUUAGCAUGGCACCUCUCUUUUAUUUUCGCAUAUAGCUGACCAAUUUGACGUACGAAUUUAUUACCGUCUAAGCUACAUACUUACAAGAUAAAUAAAUAAAAUAAAAUAAAGAUGGAUACUAUAAAUCAAUCGUAUGCGUGGUGAACUGAAUCAAUCGAAUUUCAGAGCUUCUUUGCAAAAUAUUUAACCUGCAUAAUAACUACAUGGAAUGAUGUGAUUAUCCAACGUGUUGCCGACGUGAUAAUUAUUACAUUCUUUCAUUGAAAUUUGUAAAAAUUUUUGAAACGAAAGAUUUAUAUGCCCAAUUACAUGUGCACCAUGCCCUAUAAUGCGAUUUUGCAUAACGUCACCUUUAUCUUUUUGUAUACAGAAUCCAAAGUUUUUUACGGAAAAAAAAUUAAUAAAAAAACAUUUCACAAAAGCAGGGCAAUAUAAGUUUUAAGUUUUAACUACAAAACUUUUGAAGCAUUUUAACCGCGCGUGACAAAAAGUACAGGCAUUGCACAUGUAUACACAGGUAUACCUGUACAACUUAUAUAACCACGUCUCGACGUCUCAAGUAUACCUGCGAACUGCGGUAAAUGAUAUUAUAAGUAUUAUAUUGAAAUUUUUCAACCCGCCUUUCAAACAAACGUUUAUGAUAUUUUAAGCCUGCGCAGAUUAUGCAUUGUUGAGUAGAUCAGCCUGUGUUUCAGUGAAUUAGAUCGCUGAAAAUGAUUUUAAAUUAGAAAGAAAUAAAAAUCAUCAAAUAUGAGAUAAAUGACAAAAUGUACCACAGGAUCAUUAAAUCCUCGCGCUUUUGUGAAAAUAAAUUCUUCCGAAUUCGGUAAGAACGUUGUUCGAGCUAUUCUCUGAGACAGAGACUGAUCAGAAAUGUUGUGUAUAUUUUUUUACUAAAUACUGUUAUUGUAAUCAAACUAUAAAUCUUAUUCUCAAAAUUGAGAGCGCAGUAAUUUGAUUGAUUAAUAGCCGUCGUUAUCUACGAAUGAAAUUUUUUCAAGAGUGUCUGAAAAACAAUUCCCGAAAAUACAUGCGUAUAAACCAGUCAAUUUCCUCAACUACUCUUCCCCUUUUAAAAUUGUGGGAAAAAAUCAAAUAAAAUGCAAUCACUCUACUGUUAUCAUCAUAAUAAAAAUCAGCACCAUCCUGAUUCGUUUAAUUGAGGGUUCAUUUGCAUUUUUUAUAGACGUGAUCAGUUAUAACAACUGCAAUAUCAAUAAUUUCAAAUAUAGUUGUAUAGCGAUCGAUAUGAAAUAGAACAGAAAAAAGCUGUAGCUGAUAGUCAAGCUAUAAGCUAUAGGCUCUAGUCAAUUCCUUAAAAUGUAGUCUCGUUAGGUGAAAUUUUCAAUUAUUUGUUGUACAAUUGAAAUAUAGCGUAUGUACUGAACAGUUUCGUUACACGAUAACAAAAUAGGGUACCUACAUUUCUAAUAUCUAUAUAAUCAAGUCCAAAAUGACUAAAGUUUAGUUACUCUGCACAGCGAGUUGUUGCUGUCACGUACUGCCAUCUCUAUGUAUGUAAAUAUCAUGUAUUAUAAUAAAUACACAUAUUAUUAAUAGUAACAAUAGCUAUAUUGUAAUAAGACAUAUGUAUAAUAGGUGAUCGUCCUCAGUACUUAAACAUUUCCUAGCUCAAUUAUAAUCAUUAUAGACUAUUGUAUAUUUUCAUUCGAUUGCGUUGUGUAUAUUAAAACGGUACUGAAUAUGAGACCUGUUUAGGAUAUCUGAUCAUCUUCCCUUCGAAUAUGUAUAUAUUAUUCAAGUCAUGCAUUGCAUUUAUACUUACCAGUAACAAUGAGGUUUCAGUGCAAACUUCUACGAUUGCGCGACGAUACAUAACAAUAUACCUAGAUACCUAUACUGACUGCAUAUAUUUAAAAUCCGUAUAGCAUGAACUAGUCGAUGCAAAACUGUCGAGAAACAAUUCCUUGCUAAUGGCUUCGUUUACAUACACGUAAAUUACGUACCAUAGCACUCAUUUACAGGCCUUACGCCUUUAUCAAUUAUACAGAAAUUCAGUCGAGUACCUAAAAGGAGCAUCGUAUAAUUGCCAUGUAAUGCAAGUGAGAAAAUGAAAAAAUAGAACCUGUUUGUAUGAUUAACAAAAUGAUUGGAUGAAAUCUGGCAAUAAAUAUAGUAGACGUGUAGAGCGUUAAAUAAUAAGGACAUGAAAUUAAAAGUAAAUCACGAUUUAAACCAAUUACCACCUCCAUGUAUAGUUUUAGUUUCGUAACGUAACUAUACAUACCGAAGAUAUACCUAUAUAAAUUGUACCGAGUACAAGUUAUGCAUGUAACGAAAAUGUACUGAAUGUAAACUGGGUAUAACCGUAGAAGAAUCAUCUGUAUACGGACGUAGAUGUGAAGAAACAACAAAAAAUGAAAUCAGUGUGUUGAAAAUUUUCAAUUUUUUAGAUACAAAGCUAGAAUGUUAGGGACCGCAGUCUAUUCGUACUUAACAGCUGCAUAAAGUGAUAGUCUUUAUUGGAGUAGUAUAAUAAAUUUCAUGAUUUUUUCUCUGAUAUAUUAGCAUAUAUUAGGUCUUCAUAUUCUGGGGAAGGAAAGAGUUGACUUGAGUAAAGAGUCGCACUACGUUAUAGAUAUAAUAAUUAAUUUUAUAAAUAAAUAUAUAUACAUUUCAGUUUAAGUUGCCCGUAGGCAAAUGUAUUUGGUGAUUCAAAUUAUCAUUGUAAGAGAUUGAGAUAGCUCAAGUACCAUUAUAUUGUAUUGUUGGCAGUUUUCCACGGAUAGUGGCAAUAUCAAUAAAUAUUAAUUACAUUAGGGAGGAAUUUCAUUUCAAACCCAUUGAAUUUCCUUUCAUUCAAAUUCAAAUACAUAUUCGCAUAUAUUCGGAAAUAAUUCUCAACACGAAUGAGAUCGAUAACUAUCUCCGGGCAGUUUGCACCCUACUAUACCAAUAGUGCGGAUGUGUCGUAUGUUUAGUACACGCUGACAGCGCUUAAAAAAAGACAGAGACAAUCACAACCGAGCAAACCCGAGCAGAAGCGCGUUCAAUAUUUUUUGAUAAAUCUUGAGUGUUUACAAUAAGUUGGUAAUUUAGAUCAAGUGUAGAAUAUGGUGGCUGAUAAUCCCGAUGAAAUUGAUCCUGCCGUUUUGGCAUUAAUAAAGGAUAUUAAUUACGG
Molecule: messenger RNA, 14098 nt
Organism: Athalia rosae (coleseed sawfly)
Lineage: Eukaryota; Metazoa; Arthropoda; Insecta; Hymenoptera; Athaliidae
Product: Kv channel-interacting protein 1
Exons: 5
Coding region: 4607-5233 (208 amino acids)
Molecular function (GO): calcium ion binding
Source: RefSeq, a predicted model, not a curated record